Neurospora crassa OR74A is the source of this 1799-nucleotide messenger RNA. RefSeq names its product integral membrane protein. NCBI's taxonomy places the organism in Eukaryota, Fungi, Ascomycota, Sordariomycetes, Sordariales, Sordariaceae. The coding region runs from base 1091 to 1594 and encodes 167 amino acids. The record is from RefSeq and is a predicted model, not a curated record. The transcript has 3 exons.
GACUCACACUGACUUCGUUUGUUGACAAACCAGUUCAUCCCAGAUCUCCAAUCUCCAUUUCACAGCCCCAGCCUCAAUCGUCAGCCUCCUGCACGACCGAUAUCAUCAGGGGUUUGUUUACUUUAUUUGUCUGUACUUGACAGUUGACCACAUCUGCUCAUGGUCUCGUUGGUCCCUUACUCCAUACUACGGAUCCGCUCACACCUGCCUCGUCUCGGAACAGAACGUGAAGAGACUUUCUGAUCGUCGGUUGACUUUGCCCUCACUCUCCAUUCGGCUCCUCCAAAUCGGCUGCCAACGGCUUGCUAGCUUCCCUUGUCUCUGCUUAAGAGAUUACAGUGACUGCCGAGAGUUUCGCCAGGUUGCGUCGUGGUGACAUCGGAGUUUUCCGCGUACGGCGAUCUCAACAUCUCCACUCCCGUCCCCUUCCGACGUUGUGGAAGCCAGGAAACCGACGUUUGGCACCCGCUCGGACGCCCCGCUCUCCGGUACAUAUUCGGGGCUCAUCAACGACCAUAUAUUUCAGCUCCCUCCGCACUCGGCCGGAUCCGUCGUUGUCUCGGUAAAGCCGCCAAUACCAGCACAAGAAAAUCACCUUUUCUUGUGACUCAGGAAAAAGAGAGACACUGAGGCCUCCCUUGAUGUUCGAAUUUUUCCAGCGGGCAAAACGAUCAAGACUUUGAAGUUUUCGGUCCCAGACUGUACGGGUAUCUCCUACUUGAAGAAUCGGCCGAGAUUAGAUUCUUGGGUAUACCACAUCAAGUACGUCUACGCCAGUCCGAACGACAGAAAUAUUCUUCCGCAGAGAUACAUACUUCCGAAAGGACAGACACUGUGCAGCCUCACCUAAACCACCUGCAUCUCCAACCGUUCAAGAAAAACCACCGUACACCUUACCCACCACCAACUGCGUGGGUCCCCUAGACCACCAUCACGGCCCGUUUGCGAUUUUUUUUUUUUUUUUUUUUCGGGAAUUUCACAUUUCGGAACUUCCCUCCCCCUGCCGCUCGACUCGACCGAAAUUCGGAUAGCGCCUUGUUAUCUAUCCGAUAUCCCAGCACACUUUUUCCUUUCUUCCUACGCCGGCACCAUGGACACGGACACCCUAACCCCCAUGAACACAUCGGACACCCCUCUUCCUACCCCCAGCACACCAACCCAACCCCCCCUCCUCAACUACAUCCUCUCCUUCCUCCUCGUUGGUCUGGCAUGGGGUUUCACUACCCCCUUCCUGCGGCGGGCCGCCAAGACGCAUAACCCCCCACCGCACCCGCUUCUAGAGCGAGAAUCAGUGCAAAGAAGCGUCGUGAAGAGAAGCACACUGGGAGCUUGGUUUGCGGUGACGGACCUGAUCAAGAACUGGCGGUAUGCGUUGCCGUUGGGGAUUAAUUUGAGUGGGAGUUUGUGGUUCUUUUUGUUGGUUGGGGGGUCAGAGUUGAGUUUGACGGUGCCGAUUGUCAACACGACGGCUUUUUUGUUUACGGUUAUUGGCGAGUGGUGGGUGGAGGGUAAGGUUAUUAGUCGUGAUACAAUGCUGGGAAUGCUAUUGUGUUUGGGCGGCAUUGCGCUUUGUGUUCAGAGCAAGAACGUGUGAGCGUUGACGUUUUAGAGGAUUGGAUAUCUAGGUAGUUUUGGGAUAGAUGUGUUUUCCUGUACGGCUAGGAGUACGGUUGAUACUUCUCUUGGAGCUAUACUUCCCUAGGAGUUUUCGAAUUUUUUUUCCUCUUCCGUGACUGCAUUGUCGUGGAGAUGACCAAAUGCAUGAUAUGAUAGAUCGACACAGUCAACUUCAAGGUCAU